GACUCGCAUAUAAAAAAUCAUUACAAAACAAAAACGGAGCUCCUUUCAGUUGUUUCCUCUUCACUCUAAACUCAUCACAAAACCCUCAUUACAUGAUUCACUGCACUCUGCAAAAGGGUUCUGUUAUUUAAUAUUGAGUUUCCAGAAUUAUCUGGAGCUUCAAAUUCUAUGGGUACCACGAAUCAGAGGCAGAAUCCACGACCCGAAGCAUCAUUUUCCGACCCACAAUUUCCAUCCACAUCAUCGUUCUCACCAAACAAGAAAUGUACCCUUGUUGUGUUAGGGGAGAUCGCAUUUUUGUGCCGGCUCGAUAUGGCGAAGAACGUCCACCUGGUUAACACGUGGGCUGACUCGUUCUACCAGUUCACCAGGUCGACGACGUCGUCUUGGUCAACGGUUUCUUUGGCAGAUGAAGCUUGGUACGGCCUUGGUGGCGGCGGGCUUAACGAUCCAGGCUUCGGGCUGGAAGACAGGUGUGAGGCGUUGUUGGAGGAGGAGGAUUCUGUUCCUUAUUCUAGAGAUUUUAAGAAAGAGCUCAUUUUUGUAAAUGGAAUUGACGAGUUAUGUAUCUAUAAAUAUUUCAAAGUUAGACCAAAUUUUCGUAUUCUGCAGUAAUAUUUAUGGCUUGUUUAAUUAAAUUCUUCUUAAACUUUUUGGGAAUUCUGGAGAUGUGCAUAAUAAUGUGGACUUGAAAGCUUUUAUUGUUGAUUAAUUGCCAUUGAUAUAUGACAAUUACUCUUCGAUUUAGGCACUGUUGAUUAAUUGUCAUGGAUGUAUAACAAUCACUCUUCAAUUUAUGGAUGUUUAUCGUUUUCAUUUCACAUGACAUAUGUACUUGCAGUUGUUGCAGAGAAGACUGAUCCUUCCAUAGUGUACUCCCCUACCUAUACACGGCAACCGAAGUCGAGCAUACAUACGACAAUCUUCAUGCGUGAGGAAGGAAAGAAAGGGCGGUAGAUGAUAAUGAGAAAAGGCACCGCGUCUGGAUGGGUGGGGGAAUGGAUAUGUUAUUAUUACAAGUCCAUUGAUGGGGACAAAGAAACUAGACUCAUUAAUGACAAUGACACAUUCCUUUCUGACAUCUUUGGGCUAUUUAUGGUAGAAUGAUCAACGUGAUCAUAAUUAAAUUGACCAUUGAAUAGCAAAUCUUAACUUGCUUUCUUGAAUUUGGGUUCAUUGUCAUUCAAGCCUUUUCUUCUACUCGGUUAUCUAUAAGUUUGUAAUGGGACUUCUUUUGGUGGCUUUCUUGUGGAAUAUUUACACUUUUUGACUCCUCUAACAUGUUUUUUUAGGAGCGGAAGACCUGUGCUGUGGGAUGUAAGUUUGGAUUUGAUACUGGUAAGAAGCCUGAUGCUGCAUUUGGGCUCCCUCAGCAACCUGGCGCUGCUAGUGUGAUUCGCUCAAUGGAGUCAGCCAAAUAUUAUGCUGAGAAUAGCAUUGAUAUGGCACGACGGAGGAGAUAUGAUGUUGUUAUGACAACUAGUCUUUCAUCAGAUGUUCCCGUGGGAUAUUUCUCUUGGGCUGAGUAUGAUUUAAUGGCUCCAGUGCAGCCAAAAACUGAAAGUGCUCUUGCAGCCCCCUUCAUUUCCAAUUGUGGUUCUUGCAACUUCCGCUUGCAAGCUUUGAUUGGACUUUAGAAAGCGAACGUUGAAAUUGAUUCUUACGGUGGUUGUCAUAGGAACCGUGAUGGAAGAGUGGCCAAAGUACAAACUUUGAAGCACUACAAAUUUAGCUUGGCUUUUGAGAAUUCAAAUGAGGAGGAUUAUGUCACCGAAAUUUUUUUCCAGCAUCUCGUAGCUGGUUCUAUCCCUGUGGUCAUUGGUGCACCUAAUAUCCAAGACUCUGCUCCUUCUUUGGGUUCGCUAUUGCAUGUCAGGGAGCUAAAAGAUGUUGAUUCAGUUGCCAAGACCAUGAAAUAUCUUGCUGAAAAUCCCAGUGCAUACGAGUCAUUAAGGUGGAAGUUUGAAGGGCCUUCUGAUUCUUUUAAGGCCCUUGUUGAUAUGGCAGCAGUUCACUCAUCUUGUCGUUUGUGCAUUUAUUUGGCUACAAAGAUCCAAGAGAAAGACGAGGAGAGUCCAGAAUUUAGAAAACGCCCCUGCAAGUGUACAAGUGGCUCUAGGACUACAUAUCACAUUUAUGCAAGGACAAGAAGGAGGUUUGAGAUGGAGUCCAUUUUCUUAAGGUCAGACAACUUGACCUUGGAGGCCUUAAAUUCUGCUGUUCUUUUGAAGUUCAAGUCUAUGAAACAUAUGCCGAUUUGGAAAUCUGAGAGACCCAAAGGCAUAUGGGGAGGGGAUGAGCUCAGAAUUUACAGAAUAUAUCCUGUUGGAAUGAAACAGAGACAAGCAUUAUAUACCUUCAAAUUCGAAGGAGAUUCUGAUUUCAGGAAUUACAUAGAGAGCAACCAAUGUGCCAGCUUCGAAAUCACAUUCAUAUAGGUUGAUGUCCUGAUACAUUUGGCUUGCAUUCCUGGCUAAUUGCAGCUUUCCUGACUAAAUUCUGAGAAAAGGGAUCUCGUCUGGGUUGAUUGCUCGUCCCUUUUAACGUUCAUUAUUGUAGGAGUCCCAGUUGGCGCAUAGCUCGUCUUUUCUCAUCUAGUUGUCACGUUGUACUCAUUAUUUUUUCACUCUAUAUAAUUCCAUGUAUAAAGGUGAAAUAGGAUAUAUUGCAAGUGCAUAGUGUUAGCUCUUUUCUUACACGGGGGCAUUCGGAUUAGCAAUGAUAUUGCUUGUCCCUUCUCAAAGUUCAGUGCCACUCUUUUUUUUA
Molecule: messenger RNA, 2766 nt
Organism: Olea europaea var. sylvestris
Lineage: Eukaryota; Viridiplantae; Streptophyta; Magnoliopsida; Lamiales; Oleaceae
Product: glycoprotein 3-alpha-L-fucosyltransferase A-like
Exons: 6
Cellular component (GO): membrane
Molecular function (GO): fucosyltransferase activity
Source: RefSeq, a predicted model, not a curated record